CUCUUAAUUGAAACUUUGACGUCUCGCACUCAGUUAGUCUUUUCCCUGCAGUUGAUAGGCAAACAUGAGAAUCUCAGUGAUUAUCGCCACUAGCCUCCUCCUGGCUGGCUCUGUGUGUGGAAGAUUUUACAAUCCCUACCCAAAGAUACGAUCUCACACCCCAGGAAGUGAUGAAGACACCGGAGAGCCUUUGUUCUUGACACCCCUCAUUGAAUCUGGGGACAUUGAGCUGGCGCAGAAUUUAUCUUUUGUGUCGCACCGGAAAUUGGAUUGGCUCCAGAGCUAUGCGGGCUACAUCACGGUGAACAAGAAGUACAAUUCAAACAUGUUCUUCUGGUUCUUCAGGGCAAAGAUUAAUAGUGCCGCAGCUCCGGUUGUCUUGUGGCUUCAGGGUGGCCCUGGAGCGUCUUCGCUCUUUGGAAUGUUCGCCGAGAAUGGACCCUUCUCCAUCACGGAGGAUUUGGAUUACCCACCACGACAGUAUUCGUGGCACAUUAAUCACAAUCUCAUCUACAUUGAUAAUCCCGUUGGGACGGGAUUUAGCUUCACGGACAACGAUAUGGGCUACUCAGGCACGGAGACUGCCAUUGGGGAGAAUCUGCAGAAUGUUCUGCAGCAAUUCUUCAAACUCUUCCCGGAAUUGCGGAAGAAUCCCUUCUACAUCACGGGGGAAUCUUAUGCGGGGAAGUACAUCCCUGCUGCUGCAUUCCAGAUUCACCAGAAGAAUCAGGAAGUACUCGCGGAGGAGGAGGUGAUAAAUCUCCGCGGGAUGGCAAUUGGGAAUGGCUUCACAGAUCCACUGCAUCAGCUCAACUAUGGGGACUAUCUCUACCAAAUAGGACUCAUUGAUGCCAAUGCGAGGGAUCUCUUUGGGAAGUAUCAACGGAAAGCUGAAAGUUUGAUUGAGAAUGGAGACUACACGGCGGCUUUUGUUCUCCUUGAUCGUCUCAUUGACGGCGAUGGGGAUGCAAAGUCAAUCUUCCAGAAUCUCACGGGACUCGAGCAAUACUACAACUAUCUCAGCACACAGACAGACGACGGAUCAGCCGCAAUGGGGAAACUCAUUGAGAAUGCUGAGAUGCGGAAGGCCAUCCACGUGGGGAAUAAAACCUUUCACGGAUUGGACGUUAAUAAAGUCGAAAUCUUCCUUGUUAGUGACAUCAUGAAGUCUGUGAGCGGCCUAGUGGGGGAUCUCCUAACUUAUUACCCCAUUGUGGUCUACAACGGACAGCUGGACAUCAUUGUGGCCUACCCACUGACCACAAAUUACCUCCAGAAUCUCGAGUUCAGGGACAGGGAGGAAUAUUUGCGAGCUAAACGACACAUUUGGCGUGUUGACGGGGACAUUGCGGGGUAUGUGAAAGAAGCUGGGAAUUUAAUUGAGAUCCUCGUACGAGAUGCUGGACAUAUGGUACCCCUGGAUCAACCCAAAUGGGCUCUAGAUUUGCUUCUUCAUCUCACGCACGGGAAGAGCUUCACGAAUUUGUGAAAAAUAAAUCCGUUUUGAAUAAAAAAAAAUAAAUAAA
Lutzomyia longipalpis is the source of this 1526-nucleotide messenger RNA. RefSeq names its product venom serine carboxypeptidase-like. Gene Ontology annotation, molecular function: serine-type carboxypeptidase activity. The coding region runs from base 65 to 1489 and encodes 474 amino acids. Lineage: Eukaryota; Metazoa; Arthropoda; Insecta; Diptera; Psychodidae. Gene Ontology annotation, biological process: proteolysis. The record is from RefSeq and is a predicted model, not a curated record. The transcript has a single exon.